Messenger RNA from Clunio marinus, 8474 nucleotides. Lineage: Eukaryota; Metazoa; Arthropoda; Insecta; Diptera; Chironomidae. The record is from the annotation of a GenBank genome assembly.
AUGAAAUUGCUGAUAUUAACAGCAAUUGUCAUUGGUACAGUUUGUAGUGUGAAUGUGCCAACAACUUCAUACGUAACUUAUCAUGGAUCAAGCCCCAGUUACAAUCCAUUUAUCAAAUCUUUUUCACCGUCAAAGCCAGCAACUUUUUAUGAUAAUUCAAACUCUUAUUUCGAAAGUGGACCAUCAACCUUCUUCUCUCAAGCACCAGAACCAAUUCCUUCACAAAUGUGCCCAGCCACGCCACCAUUAUGUGCAAAAUCACGUUAUCGUACAUUAGAUGGAACAUGCAACAACCUCCAAAACCCAUUGUGGGGAUCAGCAAAUAAUCGUUACGGUCGUUUGUUGACACCAAAAUAUGGCGAUGGAAUUUCAAGUCCACCAACUUCGAUUUCUGGUGAAGAAUUACCAAAUUCAAGAUUAGUAUCAUUGGUUGUUUUCGGUGAAGCUGACGUUCCUGAUCCACAAUACACAAUUGUUAAUAUGCAAUGGGGUCAGAUAAUGACACAUGACAUGAGUAUGCAAGCUGGUGGAACUCAAUCAAAACGUCAUGCAACGAGAUGUUGUACAGAAGAAGGAAAAUUAAUCUCGUCUGGUCAACAUGCCACUUGUUAUGCAAUUAUCAUACCAAAGAAUGAUCCAGCACAUUCACAAACGGGAACUGAAUGUCAGAACUUUGUUCGCACGUUAACUGACCGUGACAAUAAUUGCAAGGGAACUACAUCAGUGAAACCAGCGGAACAACUGACAACUGUGACAGCUUUCAUGGAUUUAUCGCUUGUUUAUGGAAAUUCAGAACAGCAAAAUCGCCCAAUUCGUGCUUUUACUGGAGGUAGAAUGUUGGUUGAAAAUCGCGGUGGACAUGAAUGGCCUCCACAAGACACAAAUGCAACAGCAUCAUGCGAUGCACAAAGUCAAGAAGAAACUUGUUAUCUUGCUGGCGAUUCUCGUGUUAAUCAAAAUCCCGGACUAACAAUCCUUCAAAUCGUUCUUCUUCGUGAACAUAACAGGCUCGCUGAUAAUCUUCAACAUGUGAAUCCUCAUUGGGAUGACGAAACAAUUUUCCAAGAAGCUCGAAGAAUCAACAUUGCUCAAUAUCAAUACAUCAGUUACUAUGAAUGGCUUCCAAUCUUCUUAGGAAUGGAGAACAUGUUAAAGAAUCGUUUGAUCUAUCAAACAACCAAAGGAAGCUACGUUAAUGAUUACAAUUCCAAUAUCGAUCCAUCAGUUCUCAACUCUCAUGCAACAGCUGCUUUCAGAUAUUUCCAUUCACAAAUCGAAGGGAGAUUGGAUCUUAUUUCAGAGUCACGAUCACGUGUCGGCUCAUUGCGUUUGAGCGACUGGUUCAACCGUCCAGUUAUCGUUGAGUCCGGAGAUAAUUAUGACUUCCUGACUCGCGGUAUGGCGACGCAGCCUGAAGAGUUAACAGAUAUUAAUUUUGAUGUCGAAAUUAAACACUUUUUGUUCCGACGCGGUAUGCCAUUUGGCAUGGAUUUGAGAGCCAUUGACAUUCAAAGAAAUCGAGAUCAUGGACUUGCAAGUUAUAAUGACUUUAGACAGUUCUGUGGACUUCCACGUGCACAUAGUUGGGAAGACUUCUUGGAUUUAAUCUCACAAAGAGAUGUCGACAACUUAAAAUCACUUUAUAAAAGUCACGAAGAUGUUGACUUGACAGUUGGAGCUUCCUUGGAAUCUCAUGUCGCUGGAGCUUUAGCUGGGCCAACGUUCUUAUGCAUUCUCACUGAACAGUUCUAUAGAACUCGUGUUGGUGACAGAUAUUUCUUCGAGAAUGGACAUAAUGAAGGUGCUUUGUCACGUGAUCAAUUGAGUGAGAUUCGUAAGUCGAGUAUGGCAAGACUUUUAUGCGAUAAUGGCAACAGCAUUGAAAUGAUGCAACCGAAAGCUUUCCUUAGAAUUGCUGACAACAAUAAAAUUGUUCCUUGUGAAGAAAUUCCACAAAUAGAUUUAAGUUUGUGGCGUGAUAAAACGACACUUCCAUCUUAUUAUCGUUUCGAUGGACAAUGCAAUAACGUGAUUAACCCUUUGUGGGGUUCUAAACAGUCGCCAAUAAUUCGUUUACUGAAAAAUGGCUUCGACGACGGAAUCAAUCCGAAUGAGUCGGAAGAGUCAGCACGAGAUGAUUCCGUCAUUGCAAAUCAUGCGAAGGGUAUUAGUGAUCAGACAGUGCAGGAAGUUCAUAACGAUAUGAGUACAAUGAUGGGACAACUUUUGACACAUGAAAUGCUUGAAACGAAAAAAACGCAAGUUUUCAGUAAAGCUGGAAAAGGAGGAUUUAAUUGUUGUAAUCCCACAAAGAAUGAAACGCUCGAUCAGGUUAUCAAAAUCAAUAAAUAUUGCAUGCCAAUUAAAGUUAAAACAAGUGAUUCAUGCUAUCAAGGAAACGUUAAAUGUUUAAAUUAUAUUAAAACAUUAAAAGCAAUUGACGAUUGUGGUCUUCAUGAAUCUCCAAUGCCGAUUAACUUCCACACACCUUACAUUGAUGCUGAAUUGAUUUACAAUGAAAUAAGUGCAAAGCAUUUGCAUGAUAAUGGAGGGAAAUUUGAUUUCGAUAAUGAUGAGAAGAUGAAGGAAAUUCUUGUUGGUUACGACGUCAGAUCGAUGCAACUUCCAGGACUUUUCCUUUAUUUAAGUUUCUUUGCACAUUUGCAUAAUAUGUGCUUUGAUGAGAUGAAACGUAUUCAUGGACAGAACAGCAACGAUGAAAUUUCAUUUGAAUGUCGACGAAUCACAACAGCAAUUUAUCAAAGAAUUUUUGUUGAUUUUGUUGCACAUUUGCUUCCUGGACCUCAAGCAUCAAAAAUUAAUGGCUUAAGAAAAUGCUACGAUCCAUCACACAAUCCACAAGUUUCACUCGAAUUCAAUCUUUCUCUUCGUUUCUUUCAUUAUUUUCUCCGUCAAAAAAUGUUCAUUUAUGACGAGGAAUUUUUUGCAGUCAAAAAUGGUUUGAGAGGAAAAAGUCCAUCGGAAGUAGAUUUUCCUGAUUUGAUUGAUAAUUUAACUUUUUAUACUGACAAUCAAUGCGGUUUAACUCAUGGAUUGCUUGAUACUUCAUGGAAUCUUGGAGGACUUCAAAGCAAUAUUCAUUGCAACUUUUUCGCACCAAAUAAAACAUCGCUCGGCAUUGAUUUAAGAAGUCUUGAUUAUCAGUUGGGAAAAGAGGACGGUCAACCUUCACUUACUGAGAUUCUUAGAGAGAUUUGGAAGAUUGAUAAAUGUGAUGAAGAGUUUACGAUUAAAGAUAUGAUUAAUCAUGAUGACAACACAAGAAGAAUGUUUAUGGAUCGAUAUGACAAUAAACUUAGUAAAGUCGGCUUUACAAUUGCGACUGACUUUGAAGAUCGGCGUGGAAAUCUUAUUGGACCGACUGUGGCUCAUGUCAUCACUGAACAGUUUGAACGAACGAUUUGUGGUGACAGAUUUUACUUUGAAAAUUUAGAUAAUUUCAGGGAAGAUCAAAAAGAAGCAAUAAGGCAAUGGACACUUUUCGAUCUCAUUUGUUUAGUUCAUGAUUGCAAGGAUACGCGCAUUCAACAGACAGCAACAUCGUCACCAGGAUUUGGAAACUUGAAGUCAACAUGUCCAUCCAAAACUGAAUUAAUUCAACGACUGACGAAACUAGCGGAUUGCGCCAUUCGAACUCCUUACAAACGACUUUUAAAAAAAUUCUUCGAUGACUCUGUUCACGAAGUUAGGUCAAAGCCUUGUGAUGUUGAUUUUGGUGUUGGUGCAAGUAUGCAUGCUGCAAAAGAUAGCAGUGACCUUCUAGGAAAACCUUUGAUUUUAUCAAACCACAGACAAACUGCUUCGCUCUUUUAUGAUCAAAUCAAAUUAACAAAAGGAGACGCAGACAUUCCAACACUUUUCUUGAAUUAUUCAAAUUGCUUUUUUGAACAACAAAACCUUUCAAAGCCUACAAACUUUUCCACUUCGGAAUAUCGAUCGAUUGAUGGAACUAACAAUAACAUGAAGCAUAGAAAUUGGGGAGCAAGUCAUACAUCUUAUGGUAGAUUUCUUAAAGCUCAUUACGAUGAUAAUAUUCACGCAGUAAGAAAAAGUAUUCGAGGCUACACAUUGCCAAGUCCAAGAAACAUUGUUCGGAAACUUUUCUUGAAUGACGAAGUUCAUUUGAAUAAAUUUGAAGGGCGGAAGAAUAUUCCAAAUAUGCUUGCCGUAAUGUUUGCUAAAUUUAUAGCUAAUGAUGUUGGUUCUCAACAAAUUGUACAAUAUGCUGAUGGAAGCAAUGAAGGAAUUCGAUGUUGUUCACAUUUUAAUAAAAAUUGUUUGCCCGAAUCACUGAAACAUUCCGCAUGUUUUCCCAUAACGAUAUCAAGAAGUGAUCCAAUUUAUGCGCCGAAGAAUGUAAAGUGUAUGAGUUUUGUUAGAUCAAGUUUAAUAUCGAAUAAUCCAUACCAAAUUGAAAUUGGAGAAAAGGCAAAUGUUGUCACAAGCUUCUUAGACCUUUCGACAAUUUACGGUUCUGAUUACAAAACAAUGAAGAAGAUUCGAAGCUUUAACGGUGGAAGACUUAAAAGUAACUUGAGAAAUGUUUUACCAAUUGACAAAGGAAAUUAUUUUUCGGGGGAUGUUCGAGUUAAUCAAACACCUUUCUUGGCUGUUUGGCAUUCAAUUUUCAUAAGACAACAUAAUAACUUUGCUGACAAACUUGCAAUCAUCAAUCGACAUUGGAAUGAAGAGAAACUUUUCAAUGAAGCUAGGAAAAUUAAUAUUGCAAUUUAUCAGAAAAUCAUUUACGAAGAAUGGCUUCCACUUUUCUUAGGAACAAAAUAUUGUGAAAGAUACGAGAAUAUUGUUUACAAUGUUGACGUUAACCCAAAGACGACAAACGAGUUUGCGGCAGGAAGUUUUCGACAUUUUCAUGCAUUUAUUAAUUCUCAGUUUGACUUGUUCGAUGGGGAGAUGAAAGUUAAAAGUUUUAAUGUAUCAGACACAAUCAACAGGCCGAAACUUUUGGAGAAUUUUUAUGAUGAAAUCUUACAAGGGCUUUCAAAGCAACCGAUGAAUCUUCUUGGCUAUUCAAAUGAAAUCCUGAAUAAAUUAUAUAAAAAUAAGGAAGACCUUGGUCUGGACCUUCUAUCAAUUGAUAUUGUUCGUGGUCGAGAUCAUGGCAUUCCACCGUAUCAUCAAUUUAGGAAAAUUUGCAAUAUGAAUUCAGACAUUAAAAUUUUCAACGAUUUAUAUCCAGAAGUAACCGCGAAUGCAAUAACACAUUUAAGGCAAACAUAUAAAUCUGUUUAUGAUAUUGAUUUGUUGGUCGGUGGAGGUUUAGAAAGUGUUACAUCAUCUUCUAAUCAAACAGAAGAUGAACUCGGAUUUCUGGGACCAACAUUUCAAUGUACAAUUGGUGAACAAUUUUAUCGAUUUAAAGCUGGUGAUUCAUUCUUUUAUUCACAUGCGGAUAAUUUCACUCCAAUUGUUCUGUUGGAUACCACCAAAGAGGCAACAUUAGAAUGGACCCGUUAUCCAUACGGACCUCAGGCACAGACACCAGGCUGGGUUGAGGAGUCGUUUACAAACUAUGGAAAAGGAAUAAAUUGGAGGAGUUAUGUAGUGUGUGAUGUUGCAUAUCAGGACGUUAACAAUUGGCUUUGGUCACCGUUCAUUGAUCGUGGACCAGCUAAUCGCUUAUACAUCGAAAUUCAUUUCACGAUAAGAGAUUGUUCACUUUUCCCGGGCAAUGCCCUCAGUUGUAAGGAGACGUUCAGUCUUCUCUUCUAUGAGUUCGAUGCAGUGACUCGUGAGCCACCGCCAUGGCAACCCGAAAGUUACAAGCUUAUUGGACGAAUAGCAGCGGGGGAAGGUCGUUUCAAUCACAAUUCGGAUGUUGACAUUAACGUUGAGACGAAAAGCAUUGCUGUAACAAAGAAAGGCGUUUAUUUUGCAUUUCGGGACCAAGGCGCAUGCAUUAGUGUGCUUGCUGUUAAAGUUUAUUACUUAACAUGUCCAGCAGUUACAGCGAAUUUUGCACAUUUUAAUGAAACACCGACAGGACGUGAAGUGACAGUGAUUGAGAAACAACAAGGUGUUUGUGUUGAUAACGCCGAACCAAUUGAUCAGCCAUCGUAUCAUUGUAAAGGUGAUGGAAAGUGGACAUUGCUGUUAGGCGGCUGUCGUUGUAAAGUCGGUUAUGAGCCCGAUGAAGAGAAGCAAAGUUGCAAAGUUUGUCCUGCUGGAACAUUCCGUUCAGCAGAAGUUCCCGUUUGCACACUUUGUCCAUCAAAUUCAAAAACAAACAAAGCAGGUUCAAGUCACUGCGUUUGUGUGUCGGGUCAUUAUCGACAUCCACUCGAUGGAAAGCACAUGCCGUGUCAUAAACCACCAGGACCUCCAGUGAACCUUUCAUUGCUGUUCAUUGAUCAAACAAGCGCAAUUUUGUCGUGGAGUCCACCGAUGAAAGGAACUGAAGAUCAUUUAUUAAAUCAACAGUUCCGGAAUGACGUCGUGUUUCGAGUCAAAUGCACAUCAUGUGCCAACAAUGUCGUUUUCAAUCCUUCUGGUGACGUUUUCAAUGAAACAAAAUUAACAUUGACAAAUUUAGAUCCAGUGACGACAUACACAGUUCAAAUUCAUACACUUAAUGGUCCAUCUUACUCACUUGGAAAUAAUUACAAUUAUAAUUUGUCAUCUUUUGGAGGUAAUGAUGUGACUGAGAGUCCAUUAAAGCAGAGAAAUAAUUAUGGGAUGGACAUCAAGACGGAAUAUGCUGAAAUAUCAUUUACAACUGAAUCAGCGAUUUUAAGUACAAUUUUUAACAUCAAAAUUGUGACAAUCACGAGUAAGGAAGUUGAAUUGGCAUGGGAUAAGCCAGUUCAUAGUGAUUCACCAAUUGAGUUCUAUGAGGUUCGCUGGUUUCCUAAAACAGAAGUUGAUGCCAUCAAUAAAACAACUUACAGUACCAAGGAGACAAAAGCUGUGUUGUCAGAUUUGAUGGAGAAUACCGAAUAUGGCUUUCAGAUUCGAUGCAAAACACUUAAUGGAUGGGGAACUUACAGUAAUAUCGUUUACGCUCAAACGCUUCAGAGUAUUACGCCAGUGUUUAAUGAAUCAUCAGUUCAAAAUCGUCUCGUUGCUGGUGCAACCGUUUUGAUUGUCUUCAUUGUUGUGCUUGGAAUUGUCGCAACAGUUCUCGUUUUACGUACGAAAAAUCAAGAUGAUUUGGAUAAGAAAACUAGUAAUCAUUUGCCAUUACCUUUAGAUUACGCUAGCAAUGAAGAAGGUGGCUAUAAAUAUUAUUCUGCUCGCCGCAAUAAUUUUGCAGUGACAACGCCACUUUUUGGAGCCAACCGAACAACCUACGUUGAUCCACACAACUAUGAAGAUCCAAAUCAAGCGAUACGUGAAUUUGCCAGGGAAAUCGACGCCAGUUACAUUACAAUUGAGGCGAUAAUUGCAACAGCCGUUGUUGUCUUUAAUACAACCGAACAAUGGUUGUCAGAGAUAAAAAUGGGACGUUAUGCGCAACAUUUUAAAGAUUCAGGAUUAGUAACCGCUCAACAGGUCGCUCGUCUGACAGCUCAACAACUUUCUGAUAUGGGAAUCACGCUUGUCGGACAUCAGAAGAAAAUACUUCAUCAAGCACGUCAGCUCGAUACUGUAAUUUAAAGACACUGAUUAAUUAUUACAUUAAUACUUGGCAACUGAAGUGAUUCAUCUUAAACUAACUGAAAUCUCUUCUCUUUUUAUCUUUGCUUGUUCUCUUCUCACUUUUUUUACUUUCUUGUGAUUUCAUUCCACGCAAUGAUUUUAAUCUCCUGCAAAAACAAAAACAUAAAAAAAGAAUAUCGAGAUGGACAAUUUUCUGGCGACGCCAACUUCCAUGUUUGUAUGAUCUCCGAAAACUUCACAUUACAAUGAAUGUAAUUUGUAAAUAUAUUUCUUUCUUCUUCUUCUUCAUCCAUUCUAAGAAUUUCACAGUGAAUGAAGGGGCGCUUUGGGGGAUGCAUCCAUCAGUCAUGUCACGAGAAUUUAUUGCCUAAUUGCUUGAAAAGAAUUUUUUGUACACUUGAAUUGGAAAUCUUGCGAAAUGUCGGUGAAAGAAAAGAUCAUCUUUAAUUGCUUAUAAAACUUCUUCCAUAUGUGACAACAUAGAUGGAUCAUCCCUUUUGUCCAAAUAAACACGAGAAAGGAAAAAAGAAAACACCAUCUUUAAGUAGUCCAUAAAUUGGAUUUCAUUUAAGAAAUUAGCAAUUUUUUUAAAAGAAAAAUUAACACAAUGAAAAGCUUAGAAGAAUUUUAGUAAAAGAAAAAUUUUCAUUUUAUCUUUCGAUGAACCUUUCUUCACAUUAUUUGAUUGAAAAUGUUGAAUAAUUAUUAUGAUAAUCGAUAUCCAGCCAGUAUUAAGAUCUUCCUGAUUUGUGACUUUAAAAUUGGAUAAAAUUCUGUUGAAAGAAAUUAAAUUGAAUGAAAAGGAAAACUUUUCUCCACCCAUGUUAUUAAUG